Molecule: messenger RNA, 6521 nt
Organism: Neofelis nebulosa (Clouded leopard)
Lineage: Eukaryota; Metazoa; Chordata; Mammalia; Carnivora; Felidae
Gene: ZNF275
Product: zinc finger protein 275
Biological process (GO): regulation of DNA-templated transcription
Source: RefSeq, a predicted model, not a curated record
GUGAAGGCCACGGGAGGAUGUGCGCAGGGCGCGGGAGGGUGUGCAGGAUUGGGCUGAUCGUUUGGGCCACGCGAGGAUUCGCAGGGGGGCGGCCUGGGAGAGUGCGCGAAGCUAGGCUCUGCCUGCCCCCCCAGGGUCUUGCCCUUCCCCAGGAUGGACCCCCAGGAAACCAGGUCCUGGCAGGCCCUCUUGAGAUCCUUGAGGCCCAGGAUUCAGUGACAUUUGAUGACGUGGCCCAGUACCUCACAAAAAAGGAGUGCCUGAGACUGGACGCUGAGCAGAGGACACUGGCAUACUACAGGAAUGUGAACUCCGUGGGAGUUCCUGUUUUGAGCCGCCUGGCUCCUCACCUGGUACAAGGCCACUUGGUGCUGGCAUCUGAGCCAUCCCUGAACACAGAUUGAGGUAAGCAUUCCGCUGACAUCUUGGUGACGCAACAGCAGAGAAUGGGUGAAGACGCUCAGCCCCAGGAGAUGGCGUCCACCAGCUACCCGAUGGCCGGUGCACCCAGCCCUGAGGUCAAACAGAGCAGAGACUCGGAGGGGAGUGGGGGGAGCCCCCAGAACCUGCCCAUAGAACAUCACUUUGCAUGUAAGGAGUGUGGGGAUGCCUUUCGGCUCAAGGUCCUCCUUGUGCAGCACCAGAGAAUUCACAGCGAGGAGAAGGGCUGGGAGUGUGGUGAUUGCGGGAGGGUCUUCAGGGGCGUCUCUGAGUUCAACGAGCACCGGAAGAGCCAUGUGGCUGCAGAGCCCCAGCCGGGGCCCAGCCGAGCGCCGGAAGAUGCCAUGGAGGAAAGGGAGCAAAUGGAGAGGGAGGCGAAGCCCUUCGAGUGUGAGGAAUGUGGGAAGAGAUUCAAGAAGAACGCGGGCCUCAGUCAGCACCUGCGCGUCCACAGCAGAGAGAAGCCGUUUGACUGCGAGGAGUGUGGGCGGUCCUUCAAGGUGAGCACCCACCUCUUUCGCCAUCAGAAGCUCCACACUUCCGAAAAGCCGUUCGCCUGCAAGGCAUGCGGCAGAGAGUUCCUGGAUCGCCAGGAGCUCCUCAAGCACCAGCGCGUGCACACCGGCCACCUGCCCUUCGACUGUGACGACUGCGGCAAGUCCUUUCGGGGUGUCAACGGCCUGGCCGAACACCAGCGCAUCCACAGCGGGGCCAAGCCCUACGGGUGUCCCCACUGCGGCAAGCUCUUCCGGAGGAGCUCGGAGCUCACCAAACACCGCCGGAUCCACACGGGCGAGAAGCCCUACGAGUGUGGCCAGUGCGGCAAGGCCUUCCGGCAGAGCUCCAGCCUCCUGGAGCACCAGCGCAUCCACACCGGGGAGCGGCCCUACGGCUGUGGCGACUGCGGCAAGGCCUUCCGGGGGCCCUCCGACCUGAUCAAGCACCGGCGGAUCCACAGCGGACUGAAACCCUACGAGUGUGACAAAUGCGGGAAGGCCUUUCGGCGGAGCUCCGGCCUGAGUCGCCACCGGAGGACCCACAGCGGAGCGAGACGCUGCGAGUGCAGCGAGUGUGGCCGCGUGUUCAAGAGGCGGGCGGCACUGCAGAAGCAUCAGCCAACCCACCAUGACUAGACGAGGCCCCGAGGCCCACGGCCCCACGGCCCCGCGGCCCCGCGGCCGGCGGCGGCUUCCCGCGGGGGGGCGAGUCCCUAGAGGGGAGGGCAGAGUCAAAGGAGACGACCAGUUUUGUAGCGCUUAUGUCUGUUCUCGUCCGGAAGGUUGAACCCAAUUUAUACCGUCACCAGCAAUUUAUAAGUGCACACGUUUCCCAUUUUGCCUGUUGAGAGUUGCUUCUACGACAUUCUAAUUUAUUUUGACUCGUUUAACUGGCAGGAAGUACCCUCAAGGUAUUUGACAUCCACGGGCCUUGAAGCAGGAGGAGAGAAGAGACACCUGCCUGCGGGGGUGAAGGGGCUCGCAGCACCUCUUCUCCAGGCCGCUCCCUCAGGAGCGACUCAAUGAUGGCCUCCGUGUGACGGGACCCAAGCUCUCCUGGAGAGAACAAAGCCCCAGAGUCGUUUGGCCUACUUGAAUUUAUAAAUUUUUAGGGAUGUAAAUAGAAUACUCAAAUGUCUUAUAAUAUUUAAUUUAUUAAUUCAGUUAUACAUGCAUAUUGUAAAUCACAUACUACAUAGAAUAAUAUAUUAAUUUAGAAAAGCCGCCUGUUUUCCCUCACUCCGUUUCACAAGAUCAUUUUAUCCUAAAGCCUCACACGCAACUCUGACCUCACCAUCUUUCCCAACCUCGCAGCCCCCUCUUGAGUCAUCCGACAGUUUCAAAGCACAUCCAAUGGCUUCAACUCAUCUAAGCUGUGUGCCAUGUAGCACUGUGACAAUCCCUGCACAAAGCUCUCGCUAGAAGUUUCCUCCCAAGCCAUAAGUACCUGUUCACAUAACAUUAGGACGAUUGUUGGUUUCUUCAAUUUGUCCUGUAGCCCUACAACAUAACCACUUGAUGUGUUUGCCUUUUCAAAUGACCUUUAAAAGACUUUUUUGAAGCAUCUAUAACUUGUCGUUGUGAGGUCAUACUCUUAUGAAUAAGUACUGAAUCUGGGUUACAUUUCUUUUGCAUCCAUUUUUCUUGAACCAGUUCAUUCCAGUGACUUCCACGUGUGUCCAAAACUAGCAUCGGUUGGGGUCUGUUCCAGGCUAAUAGGUCUUGUCCUCAAGCAGCACUGUUUUCUUCAGAAUUAAAUAGCUGAGGGCACCCCCGUAACAGGGACGUCUCCAGGACUCAAGUAUAAGGUGAUGCCUCUUGUUCGGGAAUGGUAGCCUCUCAUACAGAGCCAGCCCUCUGUUUCGAGCUCUGUAAAACAGGGGCGAUCCCAGGACUACCCCUAAGGUUAUCGUGGGAACUGUGAUGCCACGCCUGGCCCGAAGGCACACACUCAGUGAAGGUCAUCUCCUGUCAUCACCAUAAUUAAUGCCGUCAUCCUAUGACUCAUUAGUACCAGAACUGGGGAUGGACCCAGGCCUCCUGACUCCUAGUCUCAUCUUCUUUCUCUCGUGCAAUGACUUUAAUACUGUUCCUGUUUCCUUGCAUGCAAACCGUACGUUCAUCUCCUUUGACCAGUUAUCAAGUUACCUUUGGACAUAAUGACUUUAUACAGCAGUCCUUUCUACAUCGAUUGUGACGGUCUCUUUUCCAGUUUUAUUGCUUUGCUCUUUGGAGCAGUUUUAUUACAUUUUUGUUGUGCGAGCUCUUAAUUUUUACAUACCCGGGCAUUCACUGUUGUCCGUGAAGCCGUAACUUUCAUUGCUUCAGUAGUUAGAUAUGAUGAUGUUUUUUUCUAGAAUUUUAAUUACAAGUGAAAAGUUGAAAGCCCUGCCCCACCAGAAGGUGGAUGCACCAGGUGGGCAGGCUGGAUGGGAACGGGCCCCAGAAGCAGGCUCUCUCCUCAUCCACGAUGUGGACUCUGCAUGUCUGUGGGCAGUACUUGACUAUCCAACCUGGCCACUCAGACACGCGAGAGAAACUUCCAUCUCGGAUGGCCAGAACAUUCUGACUGUUCCUCAGUAUAGCCCUACCUGGCAGCAGCAGGGCUGGGCCUCAACUAGAUCAAUGGGGCGGUCCAAACGUGGUCUUGGCCACAGCUGGCUGUCCUCCAAGCUCCAGGGAGCUUUGGCCAUGCCCAGCACGGAUUCAGUGCUUGAGCAGCAGACCCACCAGAGACACAUCUCCUCGAACACAAGAAGACUCACUUGACCGAUGCUGUCAUGUGGAUUGCAUCCUCCUCCUAGCGAGUGACUCUGGAACUAGAAAGAGGUCAGUUUGGUGGCUUUUGCUUUGGGCAACUAGGGGGAAAUUCACCCACGUGUUCUGAUGUUACCUCCCGCAGCCACACCCAAGGAGCAGCAGAGCAAAGGCUCGGAGAGGAACGGCGCCCCUCCAAUGCCCGGUGUGGCCUGGUGAUAGAAGCUGGCCACCACGGGCCUGGGCUGUGACUUGCAGCAGCCAUGCCCGGGAGGGGUGACAGAAGAAGGGUUUGGAGGGCACCGAUGCCUUUCUGACGGCCCGUGUGGCAUAGAAAUAGAAGCUGGUCAUCCCGGGGCCAGGCUGUGGCUUCCAACAGUCUCCCCCGGGGGGAACAGCAGCAAGGGCUGGCCAGAAACCUGGCCCCCGGUGGCCUGCAGAACCCGCAGGUAGAAGCCAGCCAUGCUGGGGCUGUGGUGUGACUUCCCAGCAGCCGCGCUUGGGGGGCCUCUCGAGGGCCCACAGAGGAAGCGUACGCUUCUGAUGGGCCCGCCAAGGCUGAGGCCGAGCUUCCUGGCAGGCACAUCUGGAAGAGCUCCUCAGGACCCCAUCCUGGGAAGCAGGGUCCCAUGGCGACCCCUGUGACCUUAGCCAGAAGGUCCUCUGGAAUGGCCCCCCGGGCCACAACCGUGGCUCUCUGUGACGUCUCCAGCCUGACCCUCAGGCUGGAGAGAAGCCAACAGCACCUGUUACAUAGCAACUCCUUUUGCUCUGUGGGCUUCAGUUCUCGCAGUAGUUGUGAAACUGUGUCUGCCAUCACCGCUUCCUUCGGCAUCAGUUUUCUCUCUUCAAGCUGUCAGGACGUGUUUGACACCACUGUCAUUCGGGAAAGAAUUUGACGUUCACGGGGGGCAAGUCUGGCAGCUUUCACUGGGAGCGCUCUGCCAUUUCUUGCUUGUUCGCUAGCCAUCUGUCAGGUUUUAUGAAGGAUCCAGAUACAGUAUUAACUCAGAACCUAGCAUUGUCGUCACUGCUCCCUCUCUCCCAAGCCAGGACAUGGCAUCCUGGCAUCCUGGCCGCCUGUCCUGCCCUCCUUGACUUUUUUCCAUUCCCUGUUCUAUAAUUUUCUCCCAAACCCUCUUCUAGAGUUAACACUAAAGACCGCAUCUUCUCUGUCACUGUGUUUGCGGGUGAAGUCUGUGCUCUCUCCGGCGCAAGCAGUCUGUGGCUUUAAUGUGUGUCCUGUAGUUGUGCCAAGCUCAGUUUUUGCCUCUGGUAACUUGGGGGUGGAUUUCCUUGGCUUCUGUAGGUAUACUGCUACAUCAGAUGCAAAAUGUGAUCAAGCUUCCUAUUGUGUGGGCUCGUCUAUGCAUUUGUGUAUCUACCUCAUUUCAUUUUUUCUUUCUAAUCACCCGUAUUUCUUUUGCAAGGGAAAUGAAGAGCAGUUGGGUUACAUAGAAUGCCGACUCGCGUUAGAAAUAUAUCCUUUUCUUAUAUUCUGAAAGAAACCUUCCAUUGCUUUUAUUAAAGUUUUGAAUACUUGCUGAAAUUUUUAAAUGAAAGUUCCUGUUUACCAUUUUUGCUGCUUAUUAAGAUUAACUGUGUUGAUUAGUUGUGUCGUACCCACUUCUGCAUUUCCAGAAUGAGCCCCACCCAAUCACAGAGGGUACCUUUGUCUCACAGUGUUGGCAUUCCACGUGCUCUGGGCUUCAGCCCUGUUGUGUGCCCUGUGACCCUCACUCCCCUUCCAGGCCACACUAAUCAAACCAGAACUGAACACUUGACUCAAGGGCAGCACCUUGUCAUCGGAGCUGGCUGGCAACGACAGGCUGGGCCUUUCGGGUUCUCUGUGAAGUGCAAACAAGAAAAACGAGAGAGAAUCUUCUCGUUGGUACUGGAAGGAAGAGGGAGCCACGCAGCAUUUAGGGGAGUUGACCCGAUAGGUGGCACCAGCUUGAAGAUCCUGCUAAGCACUCCAGAGCUGUCUCCCUGAGGCAGUCCAGGCCCCAUCAUGUUCUUGGAUUUCUGGCAACUGCCCUCACCAGUUCAUUUGUGUCCCCACCAGAGACUCCCUUGACCUGAGCCAGCCUGAUUGGGUCUCUGCUUUUUGCAAUCUGUCAAGAGUCAAUUGCCUUUUACCAGUUGGCUGCUUCCUGAGAAGAAUCACAUGGCUGGUUUCCCUCAUGUUCUACCUGACUCUAGUUCCUGGCCCGAGUCCCACCUGACUGUUGUAGACACCUGUUUAAAUGUGGUACUCUGUUCACUCAGAUGGGGAAAACCUAUGCCUUUUAGUCUCAGUGAGUUUGACCAAUGCCUCUGUCCGGGUGUUCCUGUACGGAUCCCAUGUGUGCCCCAUGAAAUGAUUUAAGUCAACACCCACCCUGUUCUUUAUUUUGGAAGUGUCUCGCUACUUCCAGAAAAUCUGUGAGAUUGGGGAAUUGAGAAUUUCUCUAUUACUAGCAUACUCACAUUCUGUACUUCUCAUGGUAUCAGUUUAGCUGUUUACUUUGGAAACUAGAAAUGGUCUCUUUUAACUUGGCCUUUAAUGUUAUUUGCAUAUCUAAGAAGAGUAGCUGUGUCCGCCCCAGUCCACGGUUCAUUUGUUGGCGCUUUUUUCUCAUCCCUCCCUGAUCUCCUUAACUUGUCUGUUUUAUGGCACUUACUAUAAUCAGCCUUGCACUAGAGCUUCGCCCUCCCCACCCUCUCCCACCUGUUAGAUUGUGAGCUCUUAUAAGACAGGGGUGACCCUUCAUGUCUGAUUCCCCUACCAGAUCUAGCACAGUGCCUUGCAUCAAGUAGAUUUCAAUAAAUAUAUGUUAAAUGGCA